This is a messenger RNA of Xyrichtys novacula (pearly razorfish), 3989 nucleotides long. The record is from the annotation of a GenBank genome assembly. Lineage: Eukaryota; Metazoa; Chordata; Actinopteri; Labriformes; Labridae.
AUGAGAGGGUUUCUGCCCUCUGUGUGGACAAUUAAUUCAAAUCCAUUUAUGUCCUCUUUUUAUCCAUUCAGUCUGUCUGCCUCUGAGAGACACACAGCUGGCUGCAGGCAGAGGAGAGAGAGGCCAAACCAAAACCACACCAUCCAAACCAUCAAACCAUCCAAAGCAGAAGCAGCUGACAGACCCAGAGGAGCUGAAGGAGAAAGAGGAACAAUAACAGCCCUGCCUGAGGCCUUGUUCGGACCAACACGGACAGGUAAGUCUUUUACAUUAUAGAAGUAAUCCAUGUUCAUGUGACAGUGUUGUGAAAAUUUACCUGCCUGCACACAGAUCUGAAAAAACAAAUAAAAAGGUUGGCAUGCAUGCUAAGCCAGAGGCCGGCUAAAUAACUGAAGAUCCUCACGAGUCUGCAGCUUUCUUUAACAUGCCCUCCGUUGAUGUGGAGUCAGAUUGACAGUUUGCUGCAUGUUAUUUAUGUAUUUCCACUGGUCACAGUUAUGGUACAACACUGCACUUUGCUGGUGAUAGACUAUUUCUGUGUAAAGCUGUGUAAAAAGCAACACCCAAAGCUGUGUAUAACUUUCUGUCAGUGGAAACACAUCUAAAGUGAAGAGUUUUAAUCAGAGGCUGAAUAGAGCUGAAAUGACUUUUUAUUUUAUUAUUAUUUUUUUUUUUAUGCACAGAUGCCAGUCUGAGAUAGAUUAAAUAACUACACAGGUGUCCCACACUGACAGACUGAGAGGUAAAAACGAGUAUGAUAGGAAUUCUUUUAUAUAUUUUAAACAGGUGAGCUCUCUAUAAGCUCAGGGUUGUUGUCAUCAAUAGAGAGUGUUCUGUAGAGGCUCAACUGGAGGUAAACGGCGUCAUUGGUCAGCUGAUUCAUCAGGCAGAUAACUUAUAUCUUAAAAAUCACUUAGCAUCAUAUUAACAUCAUCUUUUUUUGUAAAUAAUGUUUUGUAUUUUUGUAUCCUAAAUGUAAAACUUUAGUAAAGUCAGACAUUUUAACAUAGAGUUUUAUGGGGACUGACCCCCAUUAGAACACAGACUCUAGUGGACACUUCAGGAACUGUAGUUUUUCAGUUUUACAGUGUGGAUAUUAAAAAAUGACUUCAUUACAUCUCAAUAACAGUGUGUUUUAUUAUGAAUAAAUCAACCCUAACAGAGGCUAAUCAGGUUUAAUGAAUUAAGCUAUUAGCUGGUACUAAACUGUCCUCUGAUGGAGCGCUGAUGCAUCAGAAUACAAAGCAGAGUCUGGGGUCUCCAAUGACUGCAAUUAAGGCUGACCCUCCACUCAUAAAAACAGACUGUAACCCGUUAUUAUCAGAGCAAACCCUCCUCUGUCAGAAAUAAGGAUGUCAGGUCUAGUUUUCUUUAUUCUGCUGCUUUAAAUCACGGCACAAAAAUCAUGUUAACAGUUUUAGAUCCAACACCUGUGUGUGUGUGUGUGUGUGUGUGUGUGUGUGUGUGUGUGUGUGUGUGUGUGUGUGUGUGUGUGUGUGUGUGUGUGUGUGUGUGUACCUCACCUUCCUCUGUGGACUACCCCUAAUAAGAAUCUAAUAGAGCGCCUUUACUCACAAAGGGAGGAUUUGGUGUCUGCCUCUUCAUUUACACAGAAGUCUGAAUCUCUUCAGCUGAGUGUCCAUCACAGCCAUGGCUGGAGUGUUCCUGCCCUUCAGCGUUUCUUUGUUUUUUUUCUCCUGUUUUGGCUUUGUCAUUCACAACAGAGGUUAGAGAUCAGAUUAUUUUAUUUUUAUAUCAAAGCUGCCUAAAGGUCCUUACACACCGGGGCAGACGCAAAUAUAGAACAUGAAAUUACGAAAUAUUCGGAGGUGAAUUUUGACGCACCUGACUAUACACAUCACGCCUGAUGCGAUUUGUGACUUGCCGGGGGGGAAAAAAGACGCGUCCCGGUUGGAAGCGAGAAGACUGACACAACAGCAGACUGACUGUUUUCAGUUCUGAUUAGACACUAGUGUUGAGAUGGCUGUCUGUCAUGAUAGCAUGUACUGAGUCUGAAGGUGAGUUUGUGACAGUGAAAAUACAUAUGGUAUGUUGUAUCUGAACAGGUUAGCUUACAAGCUAAAGUUAGUUAGCACAGAUGAAAGUUAAAACAAAGACGUUUAAAAAAAAAAAAAAAACUGUUAAAGCACACAAACUAUCGUCAUAUGAGAGAUCCGACGCUAUGACUCUCCACAAGUUGUCCUUCAGGUUGUUAUCUUUGCAAUAUUUGUGUUUUUUAUCAAAAAACACACUAUUCUCCGACACGUAAACAAUCAGCCGGUCGGCCAUGUUGGAUUUACCGGUGAAUCAAACAUCGUAACAACACGCAAUUUGAUUGGUCAGAAGUGGACACACAGUAUGCGAAACUUUAGAAAAAUCAACCAUGAUCCGAAAAAAUAAAUGCUGCAAUAUCGCAGGAUGGGAAAACGUGUGAAAGGACCUUUAAUGACAGUUUUCUGUCAGCAGAGCCAUCAAAAAGGCUGUGCUGGCUGAGCUCAGACAUAGGGAUGUUAUUAUUCACUGAAAACACAGACUUUCUUUGUCAACUUUUUAUCCUGCUUCUAUUUAAUUACUGCAUGUUAAUCUUACUCUCUUAAUCUUACUGUCUAAACAAGGACUGUGCUGUACCAUGACACCACAACAGCAAAUCUUAUCAUUUUGAUUUUUACAUAAAAAUACAUUGAUUUUCAGCCACAGAGAAAUGAUUUUUUUUCUUAUGUUUUUGUUUGGUUAAAUUUUUAUCUUGUUGUCUUUUUAACAUGUUUGUUUUUGUUUUGUUUUCUAUCUUUUCUUUCUUAUUUUUGGACAGAUUUUAAUUCUUUUGUCGUGUAUUAAAACUUUUUUUUAUUGUUUUUAAUUUUUUACAUUGUUUAGUUGUUUUCAUUUAUUUGUUUUUUGUUUUAGCUCUUUUGAAUUCCUGUUAUGUUAUCAUGCUGUCAUGUUUUAUUGAGUUUCUUUGUUUUUAUUUUGUACUGUUUUAUGUUUUGUUUAUGUAUAUGGGUGUUUGUUUAUUUGUUUGAUUGCCUCCCCACACCAAUAAUCCUUAGACCUCACAGUGAUGUAAUAUUGGUGAACAGGUGUGUGAUUACACAUCAUAUUGUGCAUGAGAGGCCCAGCCUGCAAACACAGCUGAAACACACACACACACACACACACACACACACACACACACACACACACAGCGCUGUUCCACCCUACCUUCUCUGACACUCCCGUUCCACAUCUCUAACACCUGAGAGAAGAUCAGAGCUGCUGCAGUAAAUUAAAAUCCAGCUAAAAUUAUUGAGUCUGACCUUAACAUAGCAGAGCAGAGGGUUCAAAUCACACAGUGCUCUAACCCUUUCACAAUGAACUGUUCAAAUAUUCAGAAUGUGUGUGUGUGUGUGUGUGUGUGUGCGUGCAUUCGUGCUUGCUUGCGUGCAUGUGUGACUGUUAAGGCUGAACUUCGUAUUUCAGAGGAGUCUGUGUCACACACAAACAUUUAACUGAAGGGAUCUCACCCAAUAUCAGACCUGUUCCUCUCAUAGAAAACACCCCAACCCUCCUUCCACAAACACACACACACACACACACACACACACACACACACACACACACACACACACACACACACACACACACACAACUUCUAUCACCUGAGCGGUGGUGAGAGAGUGAUUCAUUCCUGGCUGCUUUUAUCUGACCUGAGCCAAAUGUCCUACACACUGUGGUCAGACCCGUGUGUGUGUGUGUGUGUGUGUGUGCGUGCCCUCGGUCUUGUUCCUGGCCCUCCUUACAUUCUGUCUCAGAGAUAAGAGCUGCUGUUUCUCUGUUUUUCUAUCAGGAGGACGAGGAUAAGUUGUUCUUCAUUCUGUCAGGCCGAGGAGGACUGUGGAGUCCGACUGAGAGUUCAUUAACUCUGUGAAACCUGGACUGAACAAGGCUGGGACAACACUGUGUGUAUGUGCAUGUGUGUUGUCUUUAUACAAGGAGACUCUGAACUGUUGAGC